Molecule: messenger RNA, 1584 nt
Organism: Chenopodium quinoa (quinoa)
Lineage: Eukaryota; Viridiplantae; Streptophyta; Magnoliopsida; Caryophyllales; Amaranthaceae
Exons: 3
Coding region: 1-1584 (527 amino acids)
Source: RefSeq, a predicted model, not a curated record
AUGGGUGGGCUGAUCAUGAUUGGGGAGAUUCAGGAGCAAUUGCAGAAGUGUCCCACUAAUGAGAUUCUAAGAAGUUCUGAAGCUGUGAAGUUAAGAGAAUUAUGUGAUGUGAAAAAGCAUUAUUUUUCUGAGCUCAGACAGAGGGAAAAGAUUAACUGGCUGCAAGUGGGGGAUGAUAAUACUGCCUUUUUACACAGAAGUAUUAAGCUGAAAGCUUUUAAAAAAAAGAUAGUAGCUGAGAAGAAUGAGAUGGGAGAGGUGUGUGAUAAUCCAGAAAGUAUUGUUAAAGGCUUUGUGGAUUAUUACAAAAGACUAUUGGGAACUGAUGUUGGGGAUAGGGUAGCAGUUAAUGUUGAUGUGGUUAAAAAAGGGUGUAUGCUUACAGAGGAGGAAGUAAAGAUUAUUGAACUUCCCUUUACCAAGAAUGAGAUUAAAGCAGCUUUAUUUUCAAUCCCUGAGGAUAAAGCUCCAGGUCCUGAUGGGUAUUCUAGUUGCUUCUUCAAGAAAGCUUGGGGGAUAGUUGGGCAGGAGUUUUCUGCAGCAGUAUUGGAUUUCUUUGAGAAUGGCAAGUUGCUUAAAGAAGUUAAUUGUACUACUCUUUCCUUGAUCCCCAAGAUUGAGCAGCUUGAGUCAGUGAUUGAUUUUAGACCCAUUGCAUGUUGCAAUGUGGUUUAUAAGUGCAUUACUAAACUCCUGUGCUUGAGGUUAAAGGUGGUCCUUCCUGAUCUUAUUUCUCAGUCUCAAACUGGGUUUGUGGAAAACAGACAGAUCAUUCAUAAUAUUAGUAUAAUUCAGGACUUGGUGUCUCAUUAUGGUAGGAAAAAUGCUCCUAGUAGUUGUCUAUUGAAAGUUGAUAUCAAGAAAGCUUAUGAUUCAGUCAAAUGGGAGUUUCUUGAGGAAAUGCUUAUAGCUUUUGGCUUCCCUGGAAAGUUUGUCAAAAAGGGUGAUAAACAGUCUGUCUCUUUGCUUUUGAGAAGUUUAGCUACUUUUGCUGCUUCUUUAGGAUUGGUUGCUAAUAGUGGUAAAUCUAAUCUUUAUUGCUGCAACAUUAGUCCUGCUGUGAAGAAAGAGUUAAUUGAGGAAUCUGGGUUUAAAGAAGAUUUUCUGCCUUUUAAGUAUCUUGGAGUUAGUGUUAGCUUCAAGAAAUUGAAUAAGACAGACUGUCAAUGUCUUAUUGAUAAAAUUACAGCUAGGAUUAAAUCUUUGGGGUCUAGAACUCUCUCUUAUGCAGGAAGAGCUCAGCUGGUUAACUUUGUCUUGAUAACUCAGCUGGAUGGGAUUGUCUCAGUCUGCAGAAACUUUCUUUGGGAUGGGAAGGCUGUUUCUAAUAGGGUUCCUCCCAUUGCUUGGGAUUUUGUGUGUAGAAGUAAGAAGCAAGGUGGGCUUGAGAGAAGUUGGAAAAGGGUUACUUGUUCUAAUUCUGCUAGUUGGAGCUGGAAGCAGUUUUGGAAGCUGAAGGAAAAGUUCAAAGCUGGAUAUUCUGGAAGCAAGUGGUUAGCUACUAGAAAAGAUUACAUAGUUGCUAGUGGUUAUAAUUGGUUGAAAGAAGAGCGGCAAAAUGUGCCUUGGUGUAAUUGGGUUUGA